Messenger RNA from Pogona vitticeps (central bearded dragon), 964 nucleotides. RefSeq names its product SIVA1 apoptosis inducing factor (gene SIVA1). Gene Ontology annotation, biological process: extrinsic apoptotic signaling pathway. Lineage: Eukaryota; Metazoa; Chordata; Lepidosauria; Squamata; Agamidae. The record is from RefSeq and is a predicted model, not a curated record. Gene Ontology annotation, molecular function: CD27 receptor binding.
ACGCCUCGCGAUUGGAGGGCGUCCCCAUGACGUAGUCAGGCAGGCGGGGAGGAGGCUGGUGCCUCAAAAGGUCUGGUUUACGGCGCGGUGGUGUUUAUUUUCCCGCUCGGGAGGGCGCGGCUCGCUUAAAAAAAAAAAAAAAAAAAGUAGCGUUUGGCGGUCGAGCCUUUUGGGUUUCUUUGGCCCGGUCGGUGGCUCUGCCGUUUCACCCAGUCUUUAGCGGGGGAAACGGGAUGCCGAAGCGCUCGUAUCCUUUCGGGGAUGUUGCCCCGCUCCAGCUGAAGACCCGCGUGAGGCUGAGGGAACUGAGCCAAGGCGUCAUGGGUGAGCGGUACCGGCAGGAGAUCUUCGAAAAAACAAAACAGCUCCUCUUCCAAGGUGCCCAGGCUUAUAUGGAGAGUGCCUGCGUUGGGAGCAAAGGAAAAGAAAGCCUCACCGCACACUAUCCAGAGCCACUUGCUGACCGGCUACAAGGUUGUUCUCGGCCUAGGAGUAGUGGGCAGAUGUUAAUUGGUCAGGAUGGAAAACUUCAACAGCCUAGUCCAAGCGAAACAGUACUGGCUGUAAGAGUUUCAAAGGCCUGCUCCUCAUGUGUGAGAACAGUUGAUGUCAAAGAAGCCUGCGCACAGUGUGAUCGGUACAUCUGCCCGGACUGCAGCAAACUCUGCAGUUGCUGUAACUCCAUCACUUGUUCCUUAUGUUCCAUCACAGAAUCUGAUGAUGUCGGAGAGCACGUCCUCUGCAGCGACUGCUUGGCCUUCAAGGACUGAUAUGCUUGAAUCUUAGAUGUGAUAUCUUAGGGACGGAGCAUCUCCAGAACCUGUAGAAAAGCAUAUAUUUUUAAAAAUUCGGACAUUUCUCCCACCCCACCUCCAGUGUAUGACAUAAUGGGGAUGCCUUUUUCUAAAGCAUUGUGUAUAUAUCUGUACAUUUCGUUUAAUAAAAUAAACAUUUUAUAUUUUGA